AUGGCGGAAGCCGCGGGCGCCAGCGGAGAGGCGAUGGCGGCAAUGGCGGUGGCGGAGGGUUCCGCCGCCUCGGCGGGCUUGCCUCUGGGUCGCAGCUUCGCCAGCUACCGGCCCUUCGAACCCCAGUCGCUGGGCCUGAACCCGAGCUGGCGUCUGACCGGCUUCUCGGGCAUGAAGGGCUGAGGCUGCAAGGUCCCCCAGGAGACUCUGCUCAAACUCCUGGCGGGACUGACGCGGCCCCCGCUGGGCCGGGGCCCGGCCGGAGGCCAUGAGGACGCAGCCCAGGAAGCCGGCAUGGCUGGCGGGGCGGACCCCGGCCCAGCGGCGCCCGUCCUGGGCAUCGGGUUGGACUCCUGUGUUAUCCCGUUGAGGCACGGAGGCCUGUCACUAGUGCAGACGACAGACUUCUUUUACCCCCUGGUGGACGAUCCCUACAUGAUGGGGCGCAUAGCCUGUGCCAACGUGCUCAGUGACCUUUACGCCAUGGGCAUUACCGAAUGUGACAACAUGUUGAUGUUACUUAGUGUCAGCCAGUCCAUGACCGAGGAGGAGCGAGAGAAGAUAACGCCACUCAUGAUCAAGGGCUUCCGCGAUGCUGCCGAGGAAGGGGGCACCGCGGUGACCGGUGGGCAGACGGUGGUGAACCCCUGGAUUAUCAUCGGUGGGGUUGCCACCGUGGUGUGUCAGCCCAAUGAGUUCAUACUGCCUGACAGCGCAGUGGUGGGGGACGUACUGGUGUUAACCAAACCCUUAGGAACCCAGGUGGCUGUCAAUGCCCACCAGUGGCUGGAUAACCCUGAACGAUGGAGUAAGAUAAAGAUGGUGGUGUCUCGGGACGAGGUGGAGCUGGCCUAUCAAGAAGCCAUGUUCAACAUGGCCACCCUCAACAGGACGGCCGCAGGGCUGAUGCACACCUUUAAUGCCCAUGCGGCCACAGACAUCACCGGCUUUGGCAUUCUGGGACACUCUCAGAACCUUGCAAAACAGCAGCGAAACGAAGUGUCCUUCGUCAUUCACAAUCUGCCCAUCAUCGCCAAGAUGGCAGCCAUCAGCAAGGCCAGCGGGAGGUUUGGGCUCCUUCAGGGCACUUCUGCUGAAACCUCUGGCGGACUCCUGAUUUGCCUGCCCAGGGAACAGGCAGCUCGUUUUUGUUCCGAGAUCAAAUCCUCCAAGUACGGAGAAGGGCAUCAAGCCUGGAUCGUGGGCAUUGUGGAAAAGGGAAACCGCACGGCCCGGAUCAUUGACAAGCCUCGAGUUAUUGAGGUCCUACCUCGAGGGGCCACUGUGACUUCUCUUGUCCCUGACAACUUCUGUGCCUCCUCCGAGCCUCCCUUGUGA
Messenger RNA from Elephantulus edwardii (Cape elephant shrew), 1338 nucleotides. It is a transcript of the gene SEPHS2, whose product is annotated as selenophosphate synthetase 2. The transcript has a single exon. Gene Ontology annotation, cellular component: cytoplasm. The record is from RefSeq and is a predicted model, not a curated record. Gene Ontology annotation, molecular function: selenide, water dikinase activity; ATP binding. Lineage: Eukaryota; Metazoa; Chordata; Mammalia; Macroscelidea; Macroscelididae. Gene Ontology annotation, biological process: L-selenocysteine biosynthetic process.